GGGGAUAGAUGGAAUGGAAUGGGAUGGGAUGAUUAUUAUUGUUAUUAUUGUAUUCAGGUGAAUCGUGAUGGAAUUGGAUUGGAUUGCAUUCAUGUGAUUGGAACCGGGAGCUGGGAACUAGGAACUGGCGGCUUCGUUGUGUGGUGGAAAUGUGGGUGCGGGUUGGGGGGUUUUGUAUUUGUAUUUACGUCUCCAUUUACAUCUACAUUUACGAAGUCAUAAGAUUAUCUUCCUACGGAUCUCUUUUGAUUUUCCAAUCUUGCGUUUUUUGUUUUUUUUAUAAUCUCAUUUCUCAUAUCUAGAUACUUCAUAUCUUGCAUAUGUUCGAAUGUUCUUUUGAUCUCAUUCCCUUGGAUAUCUAUCUAUAUCGUAUACGUAACAGCAUAGUUUCUGACCCGGACCCCGCAAUCAUUGGGACAAAAGUAUCUCGUAUCAACUUUCCGAAAUCGCAAUGUCAUCAUCACCACAAAGGCAAAUACCCAUUAUCAUCGGAGUAGGCGAUGUGAUAAAUCGGUCCCUGGAAGUCGAAGAUGCGAUUGAACCAUUAGGACUCAUGGUGCAAUCUCUCUCGAAAUCAUUUUCGGAUACCGGGAUCUCUGAUGAUGGAGAGAAAUUGACGCUGUUGAAAAAAAGUGUGGAUGAUGUGCGGGUGGUGCGGAAUUGGACUUGGCCGUAUGCGGAUGUGUGUCAGAGGGUAUUGGAUGGGAUUCUGGGUGAGGAAAAGAGAGGGGAUGGGAAUGUGGGAAAGGUAGUGUAUAAAGAGGAAUCGGAACAUGGGGGCAAUUCGCCGGUGAAAAUGUUGGAUGAAGCGUGUCGGAGGGUGGGAAGGGGGGAGUCGAAAGUGGCGGUUGUGGUUGGGGGAGAGGCGUUGGGAAGUUUGAUUUCAUCGGCAUCAAAGACUGGUACAUACCCCUCGCACUGGACACCACCAGCUAGCGACCCAAGAAAGAUUUUGGCUUUGCAGGAGGGCGUCGAGACACUAGGAACAAUCCAUCAAAUCGGGCUCCCAAUACACGUUUACCCGCUGUACGAAAAUGCGUUUCGGGCCCAUCGCCACCAAUCCCAAUUAGAUAAUAGUGCUGAAUCUGCAAAACUGUACGCACAAUUUGCUGCUGUGGCAGCUGAGAAUGAAUUUGCUUGGAAUAAGGAGUCUGCGGGAAGAUUAAGUGAGGAGAGUAUUGGAAAGGUAGGGAGGGGAAAUAGAAUGAUCUGUUGGCCUUAUCCCCUUCUAAUGAAUGCAUUCAACAACGUCAACAUGGCCGCAAGUUGCAUCAUUACUUCUGUUUCUUUUGCUACCGAGCUGGGUAUUCCAGAAGAUAAAUGGAUAUAUCCAUUAGGUGGUGCUGGGAUGCGCGAGAAAGAUAAUUUUUGGGAAAGACCCAACUUUUAUUCUAGCGAGGCUUUAGAAACAUCACUUGAUUCGGCAUUGGAUGUUUCGGGCUUAGAGGCGAAGGAUAUAGAUAUUUUUGAUUUCUAUUCAUGUUUUCCAAUAGUCCCGAAGUUGGCAGCUCAUCACUUGAAGAUUCCUUUUUUGAAUCCUCCAAGACCGAUUACUUUGCUGGGAGGCCUGACAUCAUUUGGCGGCGCCGGGAACAAUUACAGUCUACAUGCAAUUACAGAAAUGACGCGACAACUUCGUAGCAAAAAGGGUCAAGUCUCUGAUCGCAAGAAUGCUGGAGUCUUGAACGGUCUCAUUUUAGCAAAUGGAGGAGUAUUGACAUAUCAACAUGUUGUUUGUCUAUCCACCAAACCAAGAAGUGAUGGAAAGGAAUAUCAGAAUGGAAAUCCUUGCGCAAGUAUUGUACAGAGUGUUACUAGUAAUGACAAAAACGACUUGGAUAUUGUCGGUUCGGAAGGAGUCAAGAACGGAGUAUGGGAAGGGAUAAUCGAGACAUAUACGGUACAAUUCUCGAGGAAAAAUGAGCCCCAAACCGGAUUUGUAGUAGGGAGAUUGAAGCAGACAGGAAAGAGAUUUUUAGCAAAUGUUGCAGAUAGCAAGACAUUGAGAAAUUUGGUUAAGGAAAGUGAAGAGGAGAUCAUCGGGAAAGGGGGCUGGAUAUGGAAAGAGGAGGACGGAAAGAGAAAUUUGUUUGGGUUUGAGAGGGGGGCUAAUCUGUGAUCGAAGAAAUUCAGAAGAUAAACUGCUGUUAAAGACAAAUGAAGGGAAAACUUGUUUUGAUUCAAUGGAGAUAUUAGAUCGUGAUGGCGAUGUAAAUUUGUUGAACAAUACGGGAACAUGAGUCUUGGAGAUUCACAAAUUGAGAUAUGGGUGUGAGAGUGGUCGGUCAUUUAAAAAAGAUAGGCGUACGUUUCUCAAAGUGAAAGCAAUACGGCAACGAAAGAAGAAGAACCCUGAAUAGUCGGGAUAUUGUAAGAAAGACCUCAGUGAUAGAUAUCCGUAUACUCCGCAAUCAAGAGAAUCCCGGUGAUAUCCGCGGAUAUUGCAUCGUGUGCCAAGCACUAAUUGAGAAUAAGAAUACA
Botrytis cinerea B05.10 is the source of this 2481-nucleotide messenger RNA. RefSeq lists its product as hypothetical. The transcript is spliced from 8 exons. The coding region runs from base 452 to 2119 and encodes 555 amino acids. Lineage: Eukaryota; Fungi; Ascomycota; Leotiomycetes; Helotiales; Sclerotiniaceae. The record is from RefSeq and is a predicted model, not a curated record. Gene Ontology annotation, molecular function: acyltransferase activity.